Molecule: messenger RNA, 1158 nt
Organism: Coniophora puteana RWD-64-598 SS2
Lineage: Eukaryota; Fungi; Basidiomycota; Agaricomycetes; Boletales; Coniophoraceae
Exons: 12
Coding region: 77-862 (261 amino acids)
Source: RefSeq, a predicted model, not a curated record
UUGAAAGAAGGCAGCAAGUUCGAGCACCACUCCGUGAACGCAGCGCGAGUUCAAACGGGGGCUUCAUCCGAGCAAUAUGGACGAGUAUGUUGGGACCAUCGGGAUGAUAUUCAUUGGCAUCUUCGUCAACACGUUUCUUUAUGGGAUUGUCAGCGUGCAGUUUAUCAGGUAUUGCCAGGCAGGCGUUAGCGACGUGCGGGCCUUUAGGGCCCUAUUUGUGUCCACCUUCCUCGUGGAUACGGCUUACAGUGCUUUAGUUGUACAGCUUUUAUGGCACCUCUGCGUAACAAACUACGCUAACCCCGCUAUAAUCUAUAAGCCAGCAUGGCCAAUCGACAUCGUGCCGAUCCCAAAUGCAUGGUCAGCGUUGGUUACCCAGUUGUUUCUUACUAGACGUCUCUGGAGACUGGUCUCCAGCAAGCUUCUGGCUGCCACCUGCACGCUGCUGGCGAUAUGCGGCUUUGCGCUCGCCAUUUGGGUCACGAUUCAGACGCGCCAGGCGAAAUUACACGUUGCACACGACCAAAUAGCGGGCUUGGAGGUCCAACGCCCCAUGAUAGCCUGGCUCAUCACGACCGUUGCGACAGACAUCAUCAUCACCAGCGCUCUAAGCGUAGCACUCCUACGGGUCCGUACAGGCUUUGGUGUGACGGACCGUCUCGUGGCCCGGCUCGUCCGGGGAGCAAUCCAGACUGGCGUAGUCGCGACCGUUUUUGCUCUCGGCUGUCUCCUGUCCUUCGUCUGCUGGCCUGAAGUUGACCUGGACCUUGUGUUCGGCAUCCCAUCUGGACGCGUAUACACCGUUGUAAGUAAGCUUCAUCCUGAUUCCUAUUGUUGUCAUAACUUCAAGCCGUCAUGCUGAGUACGCUAUCUUCAUGCCUAUGCACUCACUAUCACUAUGACUUCAGACACUGUUAUACUCGCUAUUGUUGCAAGCGGAAUCCAAGGACCGUUCGUCUCGGCACUAUCGCUCGGGACGAAGCGAGAGCGUCACAUUAUCUCGUACAGCGCAACUUACUACCGGGAUAUCUGCUUAUGAGCUUGACACAUUUGACUUGGAUGCAAAACCCAGGGAGAGGCCAUUAGGAAGACCAAUGGGUGUAGAUGUAUAGUUUCUCUGCAGUGUACGUGUACUAGUUACAAGACCAACCAUUUCUC